Molecule: messenger RNA, 2292 nt
Organism: Mucor velutinosus
Lineage: Eukaryota; Fungi; Mucoromycota; Mucoromycetes; Mucorales; Mucoraceae
Exons: 7
Coding region: 1-2292 (763 amino acids)
Biological process (GO): multivesicular body sorting pathway
Cellular component (GO): endosome
Molecular function (GO): protein binding
Source: RefSeq, a predicted model, not a curated record
AUGUCAACCGAACCACCGACUACAACCACCAACAUGCUCUCCAUCAGCUCCAAAAAGACAGAGCGGAUCGUAUGGACACCGUAUCUUCGAGAAUACAUAUCAAAUGGGUACGCAGAACACCCAGACCUGUACACUGAUGAUUUUCGAGUAUUGGACGAGUUACGAAAUGAUUGUAUCUACAUGGAAACCAACCAGAAAGCCUUGAAUCGAUUGAUAAAGUAUUAUGCUCAACUUGUGUUUAUCAGUGCCAAGUUUCCCAUUGAUGUUGGCAUUGAGUUUCCUUGGUAUUUGACGUUUGGCGAAGGACAAAAACCAGUGUCGCAUCGAAACAUGAACUAUGAGAAAGCAUGUGUUCUUUAUUCAAUAGGUGCGGUUUAUAGUCAGCUGGGCAAUGCAGAAAAUAGAUCCACAACAGAAGGUAUCAAAAGAGCAUGCAACUACUUUCAACACGCCGCUGGUUGCUUUCAGUUAUUACUCGACACAGUGGUACCCGAGAUGCGCAUGGCACCUACCAUCGACAUGUCGCCCUACGCACUACAAACAUUGAUCAAUCUCAUGCUCGCCCAAGCACAAGAAUGUGUAUGGCAAAAGGCCGCCAUGGAUCAGCUACGUGAUGGCACCAUUGCACGUCUUGCCCUUAAAAUAGCCGAGUUUUACGACGCUGCCUGUGAACUGGCUUCCAACUCGAGCAUCAGCAACGUCUACCCCAAAUCCUGGCUGACCCACAUGCACAUCAAAGCACUUCAUUUCAACGCAGCAGCUCAAUUUCGAAAAUCAUGCGAAUGUAUAUCGCAGGACAAGUAUGGUGAAGAAGUUGCUCGUUUACAGCUAGCCUCUGAAUUUGUCAAGCGUGCCUUUGAGCUCAAAAACAACAAAUCCAUCGCACCCUCUGUCAUGAACGAUCUCAGGAGCUUGCAGCACAUUAUCAGCACCAAUUUAGCGCGUGCAGAAAAGGACAAUGAUGUGAUUUACCUCGAGCGUAUACCCUUACCGGCUGCAUUGCCUGCCAUCACCAAGACACAAAUGGUCAAGGCACAGGCGCCCACGGAGAUUGCGGAUCCUGUCUCCUUGAUGCAUGAUAAAGAUUUACCCCAUCCCGUGAUUGGAUUGCCCUUGUUCCAGAAGCUGGUUCCCUUUGCUGUACAUCAAGCAGCCAGUGUCUAUGUGGACCGCAAAGAGCGUUUGGUCAAGGAAGACAUUAUCCACAAACUAGAGGAACUCAACAGCGUAUACCACAGCUCGAUUGAAUCGUUGCAUUUACCCGCCUUGCUGGCAACUACAGAGACAUCCACUGGUCUGCCUGAAUCCAUCAUGCAACAAGCAGCUGAAGUUAGAAGUGGCGGCGGCUCUCAGGCACUCUACGACAUGUGGGAACAGGUGCAAAGAGCCUCUGCCAAAAAUGCUGAUAUACUGGAAGAUGCGUUUAAUGCGCUGGAUGAAGAACACGAAGCAGAUGAAGCACUCAGGUCCAGAUACACGACCGAAUGGCAACGUCCUGAAUCGCACAUUUUGACACAACAACUUGCCGCACAGGGCCAAAAGCACAGACAGACAUUGACGUCCGCACAAAAGGCAGACUUGAUUGUUCGCAACAAACUAGACACCUGGGCCAACAUCAUUGACGUUCUUUGCUUGACGCGUGAAGAACUCGAAAGCUCGAUCCCGUCCAGCGAAGGCAACUCCCCUUCGGACAGUUUGAUGCGCAUCAAGAAAUUGGUCGAGGACAUGAACGUUAACAUGCGAUUGAGAAAGGACCUCGUGGAUCAAGCGAGAAAGAUGUCCAACGCAGACGACAUCUCACCUGCUCUCUUGAAGAAGGCUGCUGAACUCACAGCCAAAUCACCCAUCAUCAAGAUUGAAGCGGCUCAAUUUGAGGACUUGUUUGUGGACGAACUCAGAAAAUAUGACACCUUCAUCAUGACAGUGGAUCAGCAGGAUGAACAGCAGAGCACGAUUUUGAGGCAAUUGAACGAGGCCUAUCAUCAGUACAAGGCGCGCGUGAAUGAUCAGUCCAGUGGCGCCAAGAGAGAAAAAGCGCUACAGAAUUUGAAUCAAGCUUAUUUCAAAUACAAGGAGAUCAAGACAAACUUGACAGAGGGACUCAAGUUUUAUGGAGACCACGCCAAAGGGCUGAAUACAUUCUGCGACACCUGUAGAGAUUACUGCUAUAGAAGACAAGCUGAAUCAGAGCAGCUUGUAAGGAAAUUAAGCCUUGGUAUGGGCAAUCUAUCACUCCAAGACCAAGAGAACCAUCCACAGCAACCACAGCAAAGCAACUGGUCUCGCUGGUAA